AUGGAUCUGAGCAGGCGGAGCUCGAGCGGCGGCAACGGCGGCAGCGGCGCGGGCGUGCAGCGCCCCACGGCCGCCAGGCGGAGCAGCAGCAGCGCCAAGGGCAAGGAGCGCGAGGACGAGGGCCCGGCCGCACCGCUCGAGGUCGCACCGCCCCCGCAGGAGGAGGAGGCGGCCGUCCUCGACUUGUCGUCCUCCUCCGCCGAGCAGUUCCCGCCAGCUUUCCCGCCGCCGACCAAGGGCAAGCAGGCCGCGGCAGAGCACGACCCGGAGGACGCCCGCAUCGACGCCGAGGGCCACCCUCGCUUCGUCGGCAACCCUGCCAUCCGCCGCGACCGCGACGAGCCCAUCCUGCGCGAGACGCAGGACCGCUUCGUCCUGUUCCCGAUUCAGUACCAGGAGAUCUGGGCGCACUACAAGCGUGCGCAGGCCUCUUUCUGGACUGCCGAGGAGAUGGACAUCUCGAAGGACCUGUGGGACUGGGACGGCCGCCUGAACGACAACGAGCGCCACUUUAUCUCGCACGUCCUCGCCUUUUUCGCCGCGUCCGACGGCAUCGUCAACGAGAACCUCGUCGAGCGCUUCUCGAGCGAGGUGCAGGUCGCCGAGGCGAGGUGCUUCUACGGGUUCCAGAUCAUGAUGGAGAACGUUCACUCGGAGGUCUACUCGCUCCUCAUCGAGACGUACGUGCGCGAGGCGCAAGAGCGCUCGAGGCUGUUCAACGCCAUCGACACGAUCCCCUGCAUUCGCAAGAAGGCCGACUGGGCGCUGCGGUGGAUCUCGGACCCGCGCGCCGUCUUUGGCGAGCGCCUCGUCGCGUUCGCCGCCGUCGAGGGCAUCUUCUUUUCGGGCUCGUUCGCGUCCAUCUUCUGGCUCAAGAAGCGCGGCCUCAUGCCCGGCCUCACCUUUUCCAACGAGCUCAUCUCGCGCGACGAGGGCCUGCACACCGACUUUGCGUGCCUCCUCUUCUCGCACCUCGAGCGCCGACCGGCCCCGCGGCGCGUCGCGCAGAUCGUCCGCGAGGCGGUCGAGAUCGAGAAGGAGUUCCUCACGGACGCGCUCCCCGUCGGCCUCAUCGGCAUGAACGCGGGCCUCAUGCGCCAGUACAUCGAGUUUGUCGCCGACCGCCUCCUCGUGAGCCUCGGCAACGACAAGCAGUACGGCGCCGAGAACCCGUUCGACUUUAUGGACAUGAUCUCGAUGGAGGGCAAGACCAACUUUUUCGAGAAGCGGGUCAGUGACUACCAAAAAGCCGGCAUCAUGUCGGGUCACGCCGCUCGGUCGGCCGCCGACAGCGCGUCGGGCACGCCCGGCGCGAGCACGCCCAUCGAGGACUCGCGCCUGCUCGUCUUUGACGCCGACUUUUGAGCGCGCGCGACGCACCGUCGUCGUCUGUGUACCACUCCCCCUCUCUCGCACCUCGCAACCCCCUCGCAACUCUAGACUCCUCGCACCUCCUCUCUGUAGCAGCCCUCGCUCCCCCUCCCCGCUCACCUGUGCCCGACUACCUUCGCCUUUCACACUCUGUCUCGUUCGUGUAGUCCUUGCCGUCGUUCCCCUUUCC
Molecule: messenger RNA, 1561 nt
Organism: Rhodotorula graminis WP1
Lineage: Eukaryota; Fungi; Basidiomycota; Microbotryomycetes; Sporidiobolales; Sporidiobolaceae
Exons: 7
Coding region: 1-1365 (454 amino acids)
Biological process (GO): deoxyribonucleotide biosynthetic process
Molecular function (GO): oxidoreductase activity
Source: RefSeq, a predicted model, not a curated record